AUGGGCGGCAGCGGCCGAGCAGGGGAGAUGGGGGAGGACGGCCGGGAAGGGCUGGGCGUGCGUCGGAGGCGACGGGAGUCGCGGCGGCCCAGCGCGACAAGGAACCGGGGCCCGCCCAGGGUUGCCACGAGGUCGCUCGUCGCCAGCGCCAGCGCGUCGGCGCAGGACACGACGCCCGGGCACGCGGCCUCCAGCGCCGCCUUGGCGCGGCCCACGGCGUCGAAGGCAUCCCUGGGUAGGGAGAGGUUGAUCUGCACGGCGCGCUCCGGCGCGGCGCCGGAGGAGGAGAGCGGCGAGACCAGCACCAAGGCAUCGCAGCCGUUGACGAAGCAGUCGUGGAAGAAGAGCCGUAGCGUGCCCGUCGCCGUGGACGGGCUGGCGUGCUGCUUGGCGGCGACGGUGUCCGACACGAUCCGCUCCCGCCGUGCAGCAGGCGGCCGCGGUGGCGAGCAACGUGGGGGAUAG
Zea mays is the source of this 465-nucleotide messenger RNA. RefSeq lists its product as uncharacterized. The coding region runs from base 1 to 465 and encodes 154 amino acids. The record is from RefSeq and is a predicted model, not a curated record. The transcript has a single exon. Lineage: Eukaryota; Viridiplantae; Streptophyta; Magnoliopsida; Poales; Poaceae.